Messenger RNA from Paramacrobiotus metropolitanus, 1555 nucleotides. RefSeq lists its product as uncharacterized. Bases 82 to 1398 code for a protein of 438 amino acids. The record is from RefSeq and is a predicted model, not a curated record. The transcript is spliced from 6 exons. NCBI's taxonomy places the organism in Eukaryota, Metazoa, Tardigrada, Eutardigrada, Parachela, Macrobiotidae.
AAUAUGGCUUGGCUGUAUUAGGAUUUUACCGCGAUCUUUCAAGAACUUUCGUAACUGCUAGCCUACUGCUAUCGCGGCACCAUGGAUUGCAGUCAAAUUAGUGACUUAGAAGAUGCAAUUACCGAAGAAUUUCGAGCGGACUCAGAGAGCGUCUUGCGGUUGUUCUGCUAUCGAGUGUUUGAGUUGAUCAUCGAUUCGCGCUAUCCUACGUCCGACUCCAUCAAACGCAGCUGCGAUACAUAUCGGAGCACCCGUCAGUCUUCUAACAGUGACCUUUGGAAUGCUCACCUAACCGAGUCGUGUUCGUAUACGUACGAGAAAUUCGGAGUGGAAGCACCGCUGUUUGGCGACAUUCGCUUCACUCUCAAACGGCAACUCGAUCGUCAUAAGCACGUUCUCGACACUCCCAUAAUCCUGCUGACAACAGUAAGAAUGGACGAUGGCGAUGAUCUGUAUCUGGAAGCCUUCUGGAUAUCGCUAAGUUCAGCAGACGGAGAGUGUCGCACCGUCACUGUCAGCGAUCUUUAUUUUCGGUUAUGUAUGGUCAUUCGGUCAGUAACUGUUCUGGUCAGAAUGGCUCCUGUUAGGCGUUUGUUGACGAGAGAGUGGACCGAAACAAAACACUUGUUUCAUCACGUCAUCUUUUCAAACACGAAAGCACUAGACAACCUCCACUCUUUGCCGGGGGUGCGCAAGAUUUCUGCGAUUCUCACUCCGUUAGGUGAACUGCAGUUCGGUUGCGUUAGUCGCAGCCAUGAACUAACAGAGAAUGACCCCUGGAGCAAGCUGCACACAUCAUCCCAUGGGCUGACCGAAGGUGCACUCAUAGACCAAAUGGGCAAUUUUCUGGAUUACAUUACAGUGGAAAACUGCCGGCAAUUUUCCGAUACCCACCGCACCGUACACACAGUACUCCCGAAAGACCUACGGACACACCACUCGGAGUUAUGCCCACAACAGUCGGACGAAGUGAUGCACAGGAUCGCUUGUCCGUUCGCCACCACACCGAAUCCUCCGGAGAUGUUGAAAAAAGACGAGUUCCACUCCUUAAUGGCUGCGCCUCGUCUCCAAGCGGCUAUGCAUACUUUGUCGCCAAGCAAGGAAAGCGAUCGUCAAAUCACGAAGUCUGCGUUACGGGCACUGCAAGAGCAAACUUCGUGUGAAAAUCUACCUUCGGCUUCUGGCUUGUUGUUUUCACCUCAAUUUGAUAUCACCGGCCUAACGGACAUUGCAAAGCUCCAACAUCCCGUGUUUCCAAAAACGACCGCGUCAAAACUGUUACGAACGGUGCAGACAAGUUGGAGGCCAAUCGAAGAACAGUUUCGUGAGAAUCAGCAGUUUUAUGAACAGUUUUGCUGUGAAAUUAAGGAGCAGCCCGAUGCGUCAACCAGCAGCUAGAUUUUAAAAAUCUCAUAUCCUAUAAGCAAGCUAGCGCAAACUGUGUUUUGAGUGGUGUCUGCAUGUCUGCACAGUUCUGAAAAUUCAAUUAAGAUUAUAUGCGAUUUUCAGUGCGGUACUACUUAUUACUAUCGUACUAAAGUGCCCGUCAAUCAAA